Messenger RNA from Acanthosepion pharaonis, 876 nucleotides. The record is from the annotation of a GenBank genome assembly. Lineage: Eukaryota; Metazoa; Mollusca; Cephalopoda; Sepiida; Sepiidae.
AUGCGUUUUCUUCGUCCUAUAUCCAUUCUUCUUCGUUCUAUAUACGUUUUCUUUGUUAUAUAUGCGUUUUCUUCGUCCUAUAUCCAUUCUUCUUCGUUCUAUAUCCGUUUUCUUUGUUAUAUAUGCGUUUUCUUCGUCCUAUAUCCAUUCUUCUUCGUUCUAUAUCCGUUUUCUUUGUUAUAUAUGCGUUUUCUUCGUCCUAUAUCCAUUCUUCUUCGUUCUAUAUCCGUUUUCUUUGUUAUAUAUGCGUUUUCUUCGUCCUAUAUCCAUUCUUCUUCGUUCUAUAUCCGUUUUCUUUGUUAUAUUUUUCUUCGUCCCAUAUCCAUUCUUCUUCGUUCUAUAUCCGUUUUGUUAUAUAUGCGUUUUCUUCGUCCUAUAUCCAUUCUUCUUCGUUCUAUAUCCGUUUUCUUUGUUAUAUAUGCGUUUUCUUCGUCCUAUAUCCAUUCUUCUUCGUUCUAUAUCCGUUUUCUUUGUUAUAUAUGCGUUUUCUUCGUCCUAUAUCCAUUCUUCUUCGUUCUAUAUCCGUUUUCUUUGUUAUAUAUGCGUUUUCUUCGUCCUAUAUCCAUUCUUCUUCGUUCUAUAUCCGUUUUCUUUGUUAUAUAUGCGUUUUCUUCCUAUAUCCAUUCUUCUUCGUUCUAUAUCCGUUUUCUUUGUUAUAUAUGCGUUUUCUUCGUCCUAUAUCCAUUCUUCUUCGUUCUAUAUCCGUUUUUUUCUUUCUAUGUGUUUUCUUUGUUCUAUAUUCGUUUUCUUCGUUCUAUAUCUGUUUACUUCGUUCUAUAUCCGUCUUCUUCUCUCGAAAUUCGUUUCCUUCGUUCUAUACCCGUUUCCUUCGUUCUAUAUGUACUGUUUAAAAUUAUACAAUAUGAGAAGAAAUAG